Molecule: messenger RNA, 2758 nt
Organism: Colias croceus (clouded yellow)
Lineage: Eukaryota; Metazoa; Arthropoda; Insecta; Lepidoptera; Pieridae
Exons: 9
Coding region: 130-1392 (420 amino acids)
Source: RefSeq, a predicted model, not a curated record
CAAAAUACCUAAAAUGUGUCAGGCUUACGAAGUGUAUUUCUUUAACAUGCUCCUGGCUGUUAAUGUAUAAAAUUUAUUGAUAUUAUUAUUGAAAAUUUUUACAAACAAUUUGUCGAUUACAAGAUAUGAAUGAGGACCACGUUGUUUACCCUCGAGGUCCUGGCCCUACUCUUCCUGACACUUAUUCCAUGGCCGGGACCCUCUGUAUUCAAAAUAACAUGUUCUCGUGACAACUCGAAAAUCGUAAGAAAAGUAAUACAAAACAAAUGGCUCCCGGUUUUAGAAAGGUUCCAGGUAAAAUUACCCCUGGAAUGUCCGUUCCACCCUGCGCGAGACAUCUUUGCACCUCAACAUGCGGCCAAACUUCAACACCGCUCAUCCCAGUGGACAUGUGCUUUCUGCGGCAAAUCCUUCUACGAAGAACGACACCUUGACACACACUUUGACCAGCGACAUAAGACUCACAUUAAUAAGGCAAGACAUUUAAAUGCUUUUUGCCAGCACGCCGAAGAUGCAGUGUGUUUAGCAGAUUACUGUGAUAUAAUGCGGUGUCAGGUACUGAUCGCACACGGGUUGCUAAGCGACGGCGUCGUACCAAGCACAGAUGUGGAAGUGUGGCAAGAUCUGGAGUCAGCGCGGAAAGCUCUCGCACCAGCUGCUAUAAGGAGUAUAGCUAAAGUACCAAGCCGCCGUCGGCACAGAGCCCGACCUCCUCCACCCAUACCAGUACCCGACUGUCCACGAACGGAGGGGGAUACUCAAGAACCAGUAGAAACUCCAGAAGAGAAAAAAAGAGAGGAGAGCGACGGUGAUACAAAUCAAACGGCAGAACUAUGUGAUGCUGACACUGUUGAAUCGUCUCUACCACCGGACAGUCGGCAAAAGAGGCUUGCCGAUUUACAGGCAGAGCGUGCUGCCUGCGACCCUAAUAAACUUCAGGGCUUAAAGGUACGCUGUGAAAAGGUUGUGCAUUCAUGUAUCGCGACUCUUCUUUUACAUUUAACACAACCACAAUUUACUGAACUUGAAGAGGAGAUGCAGCGCGCUGUUUGCUGGUACCUGAGUUGCGACCGUUACUGGGAAGACACGACGCCCGCUGCCCGCGCUUUUCCUUGGCCACUUUUGUUGGCAUUGGCCACGGGACUUGCGCUAGCUUUGUGCAUGUGCUACUAUAUCAUAUGGAUUGUGUUUGACUCAGAAGAGGGUAGCAUAGCGGGUAGCGCGUCCGUUUCCAUGACGACCCAUUCUUCGCCGGCUCGCGCCGAACGACUCGGGGGCGAAGACGCCAUGUUGGAUGACGAACACGACGACCAUUACAUCUACGUCACUUAUCCGCCAGAAUUGAAACGGAGGCUUCUAGAAAGCUGCUACAAUAGAACGACUCGACUUUGAGAAACGACCGCUCAUCUCAUUUCGUCGUGCAUGGUUUUUAGUUAAUAUUUAAAUAGAUUGGUAUGUAGUCAUUAGAACAAAGACAGUCUGAUUUAGCCAAAUGUACCUAAUGUAAAUCGUCUUCUGUGCCUUCAUUUGACUUUAUUUUGUACGUGACGUUUUAUGUAGAAUAUCGCUAUAACUUCUAAUCUCUUGUGACUAUUAAAAUGUAGAAGAAAUGCCUGUUAUCAAUGAUGAUAUAAUAUUGUAUUCCGGAAGUUUCUAUUGCAUUAUCAUAGGACUGUCUUUUCUGGUUUUUAACGCGUUCGUUUAGUUUCUCGUAAAAUACUUCUAUCUCCCUAUUUAGCCUAAAAAUAUUAAUAAUUAAUAGAAAUCAAGUGAUAAGGUACAGAAAACUGAAAAUGAUUAAGUCCAAUACACAAAUCGCUCGCACAAUAGAAUUUCUAUUUACCUACAUAGUCUAAAAUCAAAACUUAAAUAAUGUAAAUUUCGUGUAAUUUUUAAGUUUAGAGUUUGUAAAAUUUUAUUUAGAAGUAGUUCGCUUAUUGAAUAAAAAUGGUGCCUAUUUUGUAUAAACAUAGGAAAAUGUAGCGUUCACUUUUUAUAGGUACUAAAUAGCAGUUUGUUUAAAUAGAUUGUUUUUAAUAAAAACAAAUGGGUUUGGCUUUGUAUUUGUAUCGUGUUAUCGUUUAAAGCAUUUGUAAACCUAAUCAGUUAAUUGACAAAAGUAAUAUUUAGAUAGUUGAUUAAAAUUAACUAUUUUUUCACGAUAUCCUUUGUUAUUUUUUUAUCAGAUUUGGUUAUUGUCUUAUGUCUGCGAUUACAUCUUGUACCUGAUAAUUAAAACGCCAUUUAAGAAUUGUAAGCGAUUUAAAGCACAAACGAUUAGAAUUAAUAUAUCAAAGGCAAUAAGACUCAGUCGUAUAUAUUUAAAGUUAUUGACUUGUAUGCAAUUGGCACAAUUCUUUGCUUUCAGUGAAUUAUCACUGUCUUCGAUUGGAUCUUUGAAGGCUUUUUGUUUUGUAAAUUCUAUUUAUUUAUUUAUUUAGAAACAACAAAAAUUAACGAGCUAUGUUUGUUGUUUAUAUUAUAAUUGCUUAUUGUUGUAAUUUCUUUACCUUUAUAAUUUUUUACAUUUAUGAAUUGGAUUUUGCAGUAAAUAUAUGGACCUUCAUAAAUAAGUACUCUGUGUUCUUAUUUUAUUAUUAUAAUGCUUCAAUGAGACUGAAGAACUCAUUAAGGAUAGUGUUAAAAUUUUAAGAUAAAACCUACUUUUUAACUCACUUAAUCUAAGAUACUCAUUGCACAGUUAAUUUAUUUAAAAAAUGUAAUUUACGAAGUUUGUUAAAUAAAGUUCUAAUUGAAA